Messenger RNA from Diatraea saccharalis (sugarcane borer), 2195 nucleotides. NCBI's taxonomy places the organism in Eukaryota, Metazoa, Arthropoda, Insecta, Lepidoptera, Crambidae. The record is from the annotation of a GenBank genome assembly.
CAAUUAACAUGUGCGAUAUUUGACAUUUGUCUCGUGAUGCUAAGAUUUGGUUUAGCAAUGUUUUUAUUAUUUAGAUUGGACAAGUAAAAUGUUUGAACAUUCAAUUAAAGUUCCAAGACAGUAUAAAGUUGCAGCAAAUAUUUUUAAAACAGUUUCUACAGAAGGCGGUAGUGUUAAAACGCUAUUAUACGACGACAAGCUUCGGCACUUUAGAACCAAUGUGCUAUAUGCACUCAUAACAGAAACAAUUAAACAUGCAGCUGACAUUGAUAAAAUAUUUGAACACUGUGAUGUAUUAAAGAAAGAAUCUAGAUUAGAUCCAUGGCUAGCGAAAGUAUUGACGGCCGAAUUACUCUUUGGCAAAAAAACUCUGCCUGGCAAAAGCAAACCUGAACAAACAAUACUAUCAUACAAAGAGCAAUUUGAGAAGUAUACUAAUGAAAACGAGGAUACAUUGAAGCUUGAAGUUGUUCGCAGACCGAGAUAUGUCCGAGUGAACACUAACUUGCUCGCCACAUCUGAUGCGAUUAGAUCGUUCCAAGACGAAGGGUACCGCUUCAUCCGAUGCACCUCCAGCUCUUACGACGACUACUUGAAACAGAUCCAGCAGCUAACUGAAUAUGAUUUCGUGCAGGACUACCAUGUCAAGACUAUUUUUGUGUUCCCCUCUGGGACCAAGUUGCACGAACACGAACUUUAUUUGGAGAAUAAAAUUAUACUACAAGACAAGGCCACAGCGAUUGCGGUCCACUUGUUGGCACCGCCCCCGGGUAGCGUAGUCCUGGAUAUGUGCGCCGCGCCCGGUAUGAAGACUACACAACUUGCUGCUUAUAUGAGAAAUCAAGGUCAAAUCUAUGCUGUGGAGAGAAACGAAAAGCGGUACAAAACUUUAUGUGACUUCGUUGAAAAAACUGACUCCAAAUGUGUAAAAACUCUUCAUAGAGAUUCGUUAGACAUUAAGAGAGGUGAAUUAGAUGAUGUGGAAUACAUUCUCCUAGAUCCGAGCUGUUCAGGUUCAGGCAUGGAACUUUGUGUUCACAAUUACAUUGAGGAUACGAGAUUGGCUAAAUUGACAUCACUACAAGAAAAGUUUCUAAAACACGCCAUGAAUUCAUUUCCUAAAGCUAAACGCAUAGUAUACAGUACUUGUUCCCUGUUUCCCGAAGAAAACGAAAGAGUUAUCACUAAUGUUGUCAAAACUUCCCGUUCUAAAUGGAGAGUGCAAGAUGUUAAGGAAUUAUUGAAGGGCCAGUGGAAUAACAUGGGGUCCGGUAUGUAUGGUAGUAUGGGUACCAGAUGUAUGUAUGCGAAGCCAGAAUCCGAUUUCACCAUUGGAUUCUUCUUAGCAGUGUUAGAUAGAGACCAAAAAGAACUGGAAAAGAGUCUUAUUGACAAUAAAAUGCCCAAAAACAUAGAAAUGAUAAAUGAAACCCAUACAGACACAGCUCCUUCUGUUAUCAAUGAAACUAAUGAAGAGAUACAUAAAAAAAGAAAAAAGCAAAAGAAUAAGAAGACAGAAAAUAUAAAUGAAGACCAUUAUUGUUAUGAUGAACAAUUAACUAUAUCUAAUGAACCUGAAGUAACAAUCGACACUUCUUUGACAAAUAAAACAUUAACUACAAAAAAGAAAAAAAAUGAACACAGUCAAGUUGUCGAAAAUGAUAAAAAUACACCUAAUACUGACACAGCUGAAGACAAGCCUCCGAAAAAGAGGAAGAUGGAGAAGAAAUCUCUUGAUAAUACUAUUGUUGAAACCGAUUUAUUAAACAAUGAAGAACCAUUAAUAAAAAAGAAGACGAAAGCUGAAGAAAUUAUUGAAGAUGAUACUAUUAAUGGUGGUCCUAUAAAGAAAAAGAAGAAGCGAGACAAAAUUUACGAUGAAAACUUAAUUAGAUCGAAUCAACUCGAUGUAACAGACGAUACUUUAACAAACGGUGUAAGUGCCACUAAAAAGAAGAAAAUUAAACACAGUGAACCCGUUGAAAAUUAUGAUAGUGUGAAUCAGCAGAGCACAGCAGAAGAAAAUCACCCGAAAAAGAAGAAAGCCAAAAAAUCUUUAGAAGACACUAUUGAUGAAAACGUUACAUUAGACAGUGAAGUGCAAGAUAGUGAGGUACCACUAAUAAAAAAGAAAAGGAAGAAGUCGAAAUCUAAAGAAUUCGCUGAAGAUAAUUCUAUUGAUUAGGCCUUUAUAA